AUGGUCACGGUUGCAGUCGCCGGCGGUACUGGCAACGUUGGGAGAACGAUUGUUGAUGCACUGGUACAGAGUAAAAAGUAUGACGUGAUCGUGCUCACGCGCAAGGCGAAUUACGAUGUUGACCCAAGUCGCACUACUUGCGUCGUCGACUAUGGUGAUAUCGAGCAAGUCACCCGUUUACUGGAGAGCAAGAACGUUCAUACUGUCAUUUCCACGAUCGCCGUGCUAGACGAAGCGACUGGAAAGUCCGAGCUGAGUCUGGUCGCAGCCGCAGCCAUGUCAGCCACAACGAGGCGUUUCAUUGCAAGUAAUUGGGGCGGUGUUAUCCCUUCAGACGAAUCACUCCGCAUCCCGUUCCAAACACACCGCCUUGCAACGAUCAAAGCGCUUGAAAAGACCGAUCUCGAAUGGACACAGUUCCAAAACGGCUACUUUUUAGACUAUUACGGCAUGCCACACGUGGAGUCGAACUUGAAACCGCUGACAUUCGUCCUGGACGUGGCAAACACCGCGGCCGCUGUCCCUGGUACCGGCAAUGAGAUCAUGACGUUCACUUACACUCGAGACCUGGCGAAAUUUGUGGUUGCGGCGCUUGAUUUGCGGGACUGGAGGUUUCCGAUGGUUUGUUAUAGUGAGAAGACGACGUGGAAUAAGAUGAUUGCAUGGGCUGAAGAGUCUAGAGGUGUGAAGUUCAAUAUCACUUACGAUUCUGUGGAAAAGCUGCGAGGUGGUGAGAUUGACGAGUUGCCAGCUCAUCUAGCGGCGUAUUCAUUCGUUCCCAAGCCUGUUCUGGUUGGCAUACAGUCCAACUUCGGCUUGUAUGUUGCUUACGGGCUGUUUGACCUGCCGGAGGAGGGAUCUUUAAAUCAAUUGUUUCCCGAGAUUGGAACUUCGACUGCUGAAGGCAUUAUUGAUUGUUGGAGGGGGAAAUGA
Molecule: messenger RNA, 933 nt
Organism: Exophiala bonariae
Lineage: Eukaryota; Fungi; Ascomycota; Eurotiomycetes; Chaetothyriales; Herpotrichiellaceae
Exons: 4
Coding region: 1-933 (310 amino acids)
Source: RefSeq, a predicted model, not a curated record